Molecule: messenger RNA, 882 nt
Organism: Jaculus jaculus (lesser Egyptian jerboa)
Lineage: Eukaryota; Metazoa; Chordata; Mammalia; Rodentia; Dipodidae
Product: hydroxyacylglutathione hydrolase, mitochondrial-like
Exons: 2
Coding region: 1-882 (293 amino acids)
Biological process (GO): glutathione metabolic process
Cellular component (GO): mitochondrion
Molecular function (GO): hydroxyacylglutathione hydrolase activity
Source: RefSeq, a predicted model, not a curated record
AUGUCAGUUAGUGAAAAAGCUACAUCAGGCCCAGUCCUGCUAGGAACAUUCCUGUAUCACACUGACUCAAGGAAGAGUCUGACUGUGGAGCAGGGCGCCACGAAGGAGGAGCUGUUGCCAACCCUAACCGACAACUGUAUGUACCUGGUCAUCGAUGAGGACACGCGGGAGGCUGCCAUCGUGGACCCAGUACAGCCGCAGAAGGUUGUGGAAGCAGCGAGAAAGCAUGAUGUGAAGCUGACCACGGUGCUUACCACCCACCACCCCUGGGACCAUGCUGGUGGGAAUGAGAAGCUCGUGAAGCUGGAGCCCGGGCUGAAGGUGUACGGAGGCGAUGAUCGCAUCGGGGCCCUGACUCACAAAGUCACGCACCUGUCCACGCUGCAGGUGGGGUCUCUCAGUGUCAAAUGCCUGUGGACACCCUGCCACACUUCGGGACACAUCUGCUACUUUGUAAGCAAGCCUGGCAGUUCAGAGCCCUCGGCUGUGUUCACGGGUGACACGCUGUUUGUGGCUGGCUGUGGAAAAUUCUAUGAAGGAACUGCAGACGAGAUGUACAAGGCACUGCUCGAAGUCUUGGGCCGGCUCCCUCCAGACACAAAAGUCUACUGUGGCCAUGACUACACUGUCAACAACCUCAAGUUUGCACGCCACGUAGAGCCCAGCAAUACUGCCAUCCAGGAGAAACUGGCCUGGGCCAAGGAGAAGUAUGCCAUUGGGGAGCCCACAGUUCCAUCCACCCUUGCGGAGGAGUUCACUUAUAACCCCUUCAUGAGAGCGAGGGAGAAGACGGUGCAGCAGCACGCGGGCGAGUCGGACCCCGUGACCACCAUGCGCGCCAUCCGCAAGGAGCAGGACCAGUGCGAGGUGCCGCGGGACUGA